Lates calcarifer (barramundi perch) is the source of this 1614-nucleotide messenger RNA. It is a transcript of the gene hpxb, whose product is annotated as hemopexin b. Bases 83 to 1381 code for a protein of 432 amino acids. Gene Ontology annotation, biological process: intracellular iron ion homeostasis; heme transport. The transcript is spliced from 10 exons. The record is from RefSeq and is a predicted model, not a curated record. Gene Ontology annotation, molecular function: heme transmembrane transporter activity. NCBI's taxonomy places the organism in Eukaryota, Metazoa, Chordata, Actinopteri, Centropomidae.
UUCAGCUCUUGCAUAGCUACACUUCACAGCUCUGCUCCACAGUGAGACUCCACAUCAGAGGACCUCACCGGGACCGCGCAGCAUGGACCUGUUCACCAAAACUCUGUUUCUGUGCUUAGCACUUGCCCUCGCUAAUGGGGUACCUGUGCAUCAACAAGCAGCAGAUGAAGCCCAUGCUGGUCUACCAGACCGGUGUGGAGGUAUUGAGUUUGAUGCCAUCACUCCUGAUGAGAAGGGAAUCACUUUCUUCUUCAAAGGUGCUCACCUGUGGAGGGGUUUCCAUGGUUCAGCUCAGCUCUCCAAUGAGUCCUUCAAGGAGCUGGAUGACAUCCAUCACAUCGGCCAUGUUGACGCUGCCUUCCGCAUGCACAACAAAGACAACCCAGAUGACCAUGAUCACAUCUAUUUCUUCUUGGAUGACAAGGUUUUUUGUUAUUAUAACCACACUCUGGAGGAUGGGUAUCCAAAAGAGAUCCAGGAAGACUUCCCAGGAAUCCCCACUCACUUGGAUGCUGCUGUGGAGUGUCCCGGUGGAGAGUGCAUGACAGACUCAGUUUUGUUCUUCAAGGGACAUGAUGUGCAUAUUUUUGAUAUUGCCACAAAGACAGUGAAGACCAAGAACUGGCCCCACCUGCCUGCCUGCACCUCUGCUUUACGCUGGCAGGAGCACUACUACUGCUUCCAUGGACACAACUUCACCAGGUUCCACCCUGUGACCGGAGAUGUGUCCGGCAACUACCCAAAAGACGCCCGCAAUUACUUCAUGAAGUGCCCAGGCUUUGGUCAUGGAGGAAAUUAUACAAUCCCAGCAUGCAAGGAUAUCAAAUUAGAUGCCAUCACCACUGAUGAUGCAGGCAAACAAUAUUUGUUUACAGGUCCUGUCUACAUGCGUCUGGACACACGUCGUGACGGCCUUCACGCCUUCUUAAUCACCAGGGCAUGGAAAGAGGUGACCAACGGGGUGGAUGCUGUCUUCUUCUACGGCGACAAAAUCUACUUGAUUAAGGAUGAUCAGGUUUACAUCUAUAAAUCAGCUGCUCACUACACCCUGAUUGAAGGCUACCCUAAGACCCUGAAGGAGGAACUCGGCAUUGAGGGACAUGUGGACGCUGCUUUUCUGUGUCCCAAUGAACACACAGUUCAUAUAAUACAAGGAUCACAGAUGCGCGACGUUGACCUUAGUGCCACACCCAGGGUGGUGACCAGGGAUCUGCCCUUGCUCUUGUCCGGCAUUGAUGCUGGUACAUGUGACCUACAUGGAGUUAAAGUUUUCAAGGGUUCAACUUUUUACCACUAUGACAGCCCUGCAUUGUUGGCUAUGGCCAAAAUUGCCCCUGUGCCUAGGCCUAUCACCCCAGAGAUAAUGGGAUGUCGGGAAUAGGAGAAUAUUUCACAGUACCUGCUUAUCUGGGCCCCUCCAAACAAUGCAAUAUAAUAGUGUUUGCUGUGUUUAAUGACAUCUACCUGUACAAACACACUGGGAGAAUGGAAUCAACAUCAUCUCACUUCUAAAAUGGAGAGUAAAGAACUUAAUAUGUAAGAUUUGAAAAAUAUACUCUUCCCAUGCAGAGAGAAGUCUGACUUGUUUGGUGAAUAAAAUUUAGAAAAAGAAAA